This is a messenger RNA of Parus major (Great Tit), 1932 nucleotides long. RefSeq names its product coiled-coil domain containing 89 (gene CCDC89). Lineage: Eukaryota; Metazoa; Chordata; Aves; Passeriformes; Paridae. The record is from RefSeq and is a predicted model, not a curated record.
ACCACUGGGCACUGUUUAAUCAUCCCAAGUGUCACUGACAGAAGCACCCAUUGUAAAAUUUUAUCUUGUCUUUGCAUGAAACAGGGGCUUCAUGGCUUAGGAGACAGGAGUGGGGAUGGCUGACUCCACAGGUGAUCCAGAGAUAGUCAAAGACAUGGAAGAUCUGACAAAAGGGUUGGAGGAGCUCUGUGAGAGCUCUAAGGAGUGGAGAGAGGAGGCACCGCUGCUUUCAUACUUAGAACAGCAUAAUCAUCUUGUCUCUAUACUGAAGAAGAAAGUGGAUGACACACAUGAAUGCUGCAGAGACCUGGAGCAGCUCAACAUGGAGCUGAAGAAACUGAGGGCAGAGGAUGCUGUGAAAGAUAAAACCCAGACCCAGGGUAUUCAGUAUUUGGAGGGGUGCUUCAUAGGUCUGGUCAAAAACCAUUGAAUAAUGAUCCAGUUCAAAAAUGAACACAAAAAACAGCACAUGCAGCUGUGGGAGGAGAACAAGCACCUGUGGCAGGACAGGGAAGCACUCUUCAGGCAGGCUGUGAGGGAGAAGGAAGCUGAAGUACUCCAGCUGGCAGCCCAGGCCAGGAAGCUCUCACUGCAGUUAUGCUCCUUGCAGGAGAAAUAUGCUUAUGAGAGUCACAGAGCCCGGGAGCGAGAGAAGGAGUUGCUGGAAGCUCAGAGCCAGCAAGCAGAUGCCUAUGCCUAGGAGGUGGAUUCACUGAAGAAGCAGCUGCAGCUCCUACAGGAGAGGCACCAACAAGCUGCUGCAAGGGCUGAGCAGGCAGAGUCAGCAGAGGGCUCGGGCAGCGAGCUGCAAGCCAAGCUGGAAAGGGCACACGAAGAGAAAGAGCAGCUACUGAAGCAGGCCAUGGAAAGGAGCAAAGCUCUGCAAGAUAAGGAGAUUCAGAAGCUGGAGAAGCUAGAGACCGUGGAAGAAGUCUUGCAGAGGGCAGGAAGGUGCCUCGAGAAAGAGGCAGCAGCAGCAGACAAAGAUCUGAAGGUUCAAGAGCUCCUAGGGCAGCUAGAGCACAGCAAUCAGCUGUUCAAUGAACUCUUGUUGCGGUUGAAUGCUUACAGAAAGCACAGUAUGGAUUUGCUGACUAAAGAGAGAGCUGUGAAUGUCAAACUCCAUCACUUUGUUGCAUAACUGCAAUUUUUUCUCUGUUCUCAACAGGUGUCUCUAUGAUAACACACCCCCCUGAAUUUUGUUCCUCUCCAUGGGACCAUCCUCUGAUUUCUUUAUAGUGUCCUCACCAGCUUAAACCCUCCUCCACUGACAGUUCUGUAACCUUUUUGUCAUUACACUUUUAUGAAUGUAAGUUGCUACACUCUUAAAUCUGAACAUGGAUCAUUGAACCAGUCAAACGUGACAUGAAUGAUUAGGGUGGAAAACAUAAAUUUUGAUUUGAUUUAUUUAGUGCUAAUCUCUAUUGAAUCAUAGGUUUUUUAUUGUUAAAUCACUUUAUUUUUCAUGAUGACUGAAAGCUCGAUCUCUUAGCCUUUUGUAUUUGAUUCUGCUUUGAAGUUCAACACAGGCUGGGCACAUAGAGACUCUGAGGCCUCAAGAAAGAAAUGCUACCUUGCAAUAUCUCUGAAAUUCUUUAAAUUCAGGGAUAUAACAGGUAAUCUAAUAAUAUCAUAAAACAACUGAUUCUCAAGCAAAUUACUGUUUAUAGUUUUCUACUAGUCUGACAGAUUUCUGCAGUCAUUUAAACCCUAUUUAAUGCCAGAGUAGUAUUUAUAUCCCCAUUCAGCUCAGAAUAAAUUGUCAAGUCUUUUGGAUGAUUUCAAUCUGUUCUUUGGAAUACGAUGAUGUUCUAGAUGUUCGCUAGGGAUUUUUUUCCUGUUUUUAGCUGUUUUCUGCAGAUAAAUAUUAGUGAUACACUCUUCCAUUUUAAGCAUGUCUGGCAGUUUUUGACAAAAAGAAAAAUCUUUCCU